AUGCGGCCCGUCGACCUGGCGCCAGACGACGACCCGCCGCCGGUCCUCCUCCUCCCCGCCCUCCCUCGACACUACCACACCGCGCCCUGGCUAGCACCAGACUGGGUCCGACAUGGCGAGACUCAGCUACGCGGCUUCCAGCUCUUCGCCGUCGAGCAGAGGAUGACCGAUCGACAUGCGCUCAUGCCCGUCAUCGUCGUCCUCACGGGCGACAAGGCCGACUGCAUCACCGUCGAGCGCUUCGAGCUUCGUCGAGCGGCCUCUUUCGACUCGGACGAGCGCGCCAUCGUGUGGACCAAGACCAAGGCCGUCCUCAAGCACGCCGGCACCAGGGUCAACCAGACGCCCCAAGGUCACAUCCCGCUCACGGCUCUCCCUUCGCUCCCGCCGUCCCUGUCUCUCGUCCAGCUGCCGCCCAUCCCCCUUCCUUUCCGCCCGAGCACCUCGACCGACAGCGACCCGCCUCUCGACGCGGCCGACUACCGCCACCACGAGCCGCUCCUCAUCCAGAACAUCAAUCUGCGCCGCCUCGGCCUCGGCGGCCGCGCAGGGUUCCGCCUCCCGCCGUCGGCCUCGGGCCCGUCGUCGUCGUCCAAGCACGCUCCCCACGCCCUUGCCCUGUUCGGCCUCGGGCCCGUCAAGGCCUACCUCGCGAGCAGCGUCGUGCGCGUCGUGCAGGCGCGUCGGCUCGACAGCGCACGAGUCGCACAGGGCGGCGAGCGGGCGCCCUACGGCGACGGCAGCGAGGGCAUGCUCGACCGCGACACGAUCGAGCGCGCGCUGCUCGAGGCGCUCCUCGACGGGUCCGCCGCAGCCGGUGCGGGCUCUGCAGCGCCGACCGCCGGCUCGAGCACGCGCGUCGUGCCGCCGCCUAGCCCGGGCGUCGAGCUCGUCCUCGAGGACUGGGCCGAGGCGCUCGGGCUCCCCUUGCCGUCCGCAUCGACCUCGAGCGCGCCCGACGCACCGGCCCUCGCGGCAGCCGGCCUCGGUGCGGGCCCGACGCUGUUGGAGGGCGACGGCCUCCUGUGCGACACGACCGUCGCGGCCCUGUCCGUGUUUCGGCUCGCGUACGCCGAGCGGUUCGUCGCGAGCGCAGCGGCCGCCGGCGCAGGCGCGAGGGCGGGAUCGGGGUCGGGCGAGAGUGCGCGUGCGGGUGUGGGUGCCGGCGCGAGCCGCCUCCUCGACGACGACGGGUCGCUCCUCCCGCCUGCGCUCCUCGCGGCGCUCCUGAGCCUCGUCGUCGCGACGCGGGGCAAGAUGGUCGUGCUCGGCGGGAUCACGGGCGCGGGAGCCGGCGAGGGCGGGUCGGCGGCGGCGGGUGCGGCGGGAGGGAUUGGUUCGCGCGCCGGGACGCUGAGGAGGAAGCAUGGAGCCGAGGAGAGGAGGGAGAGAGACGAGGGGAAGGUGCCCAAGGACCCGCUCGCCAAGAGGGAGCGGUUCCUGCGCUGCGUCGAGGCGUUCCAGCGCUCGCACCCGUCUGCCUUCCAGCACGUCGCCACCUCUUCGAGCUGCCCACCCGUCCUCACCCCGUCCUUCCUCGCCGCCCUCUCGACCCUGUACGCUUCGCGCCACUCCCCCGCGACGUCCCUGCACUCGCACCCGCACGCUCACUCGCACCUGCCGCACCUCCCGACCGCUCGCGUCCGCGGCGCGCUCUCGUCCGCCCUCGGCUCGGUCCUCCACCCCGACCGCGACCGCGACAGCCCGAGCACGGCGCCCUCGGACGCCGACACGCCCUCGCACUCGGAGCACGAGCGCAACCCGCAUCGGCGCUCGCACCAGCAGCAGCAGCAGCGUCGGCGCAGCACGCUGCCGCACCCGCUCACGGCGCUGCACCUCCCGUUCGGCUCGCGCACGCGCGGCGGGAGGGGCGAGCAUGCCGAGACGCUCGACCUCGAGGGCUUCGUGCGGGCGUACGUUCUCGGCGACGACGAGGGCGAGGCGGACGAUGGCGGUGGGCGAGGCGCGAGGGCAAGGGUCCGGCGACGCCGACGGAGGGCGAGGGGAGCGGGACGGGCUGGUGCGAGCGUGCGAGGGCUGUGGGACCCCGAGGAGGAGGACGAUCGACCGAGGGAUGAGGUGGUUGGCGGCGUGGGCGAGGGCGAGCGGUCGAAGGAGGUGCGGCGCGACGAGGGCGAGGCGGCCACGGACGCCGAGAGCGUCUACACGGCACGCACGGGCGCGACCGUCCAGCAGCAGCAGUAUCAAGCAGCUCCUGCAUCGGCUCCACACGCGCCCUCAUCGUCCUCGCCGCCAGCACAUGGCUCGACGCCGGCGUCGUCCUCGAGCGUCUCGACCGGGCCGGUCAAGUUCGGCCGAGGCGUCCUGCGCGGCGUCAAGGAGGUCGCCGGUCGCGCAGGGCGCAAGCUCGGCGACGAACUCGGGCUCGGGUCGGCUGAGGCGGCGGGCGAGGGCAGCGACGGGAGGAGGACGGCGUUGCGGGACGAGGCGGACGAGAAGGAGCGCGAGGGGCUCGGACCGCCACUUGUCGUCGUCUCGGCCUCGUCUCGGUCCCCCUCGCCCAACUCGAGCGUCCACCCGUCCCUCGCCUUUUCCGCUCCACUCGACCCUUCCGCAUCCGCUUCUCGCGCCGCCACCCUCUCCUCGCGACUAUCUGCCGCCCUCUCGCUCCCAUCCUCGGCCGCACCCUCGCCCUCGCACAGCCGCACCCAGUCCCCUCGCGGCUCGACCACCUCGGCAGCGACGCACCGCGCUCUCCCCUCGCUCCAGACCGACGUCGCGCCAUCGUCAGUGAGCGCGCAUGCGUCGCCCGUCAGUGCCGGAGGCACGAGCAGCCCCGGCGGCGCCGCCAAGGGCCGCAGCCAGCUCAGCCUCGGCUUGUCGGUCCCGGGCGACCGCCGCUCGGCGCGAGGCGGUGCGCCGCCGAUGCGGCGCGCCGUGAGCGAGACGCACCCUCGCAAGGCGUCGCUCCUGCUCGGCGGCGAGGGCGAGGGCGUGGACGAGCGGGCCGAGCCGGAUGAGGGCCGGGGCGCGCUCGAGGAGAGCUUGCUCUUCGGCGCCGAGGAGGGCGGCAGCGCGACGGACGACGAGGGCCCUGAGGGCUUCACACCUCUCGCUCGUGCUCGAGGCGACGACUCGGCGACCGAGGACGACGGCGACGGCGACGAGGGCGUGUACCGCCGCCCGUCCGGGCUCGUCGUCGCCCCGAGGGUCCUCACGCGGCGGCACUCGAUCAACCUGGUCGACGACGCGCCCGAGCCGGUCGUGUGGCUGUCGAGGAGGACGCUCGAGGUCGACAUGAAUCUGCGCGCGACGGCCUGGGCGUUCAAGGUCAAGCAGAAGAAGCUCGAGGACAUGGUCGCCGCGAUGGAGGCGAUCCAGCGCGCGUACGACCAGGCGCUCUCGUCGCUCGCGGGCCCGCUCGCGCACAAGACGGCUCAACUCGACGCCCUCACGGCGACGGCGGCGCAGCUCACGACGCGGCUCGAGGCGUACAGCGCGUCGUCGUCGCCGCUGUCGCUCCUGUCGACCGGCACGUCGCGGCUCCAGUACGCGCAGGCUGUCCUCGACGACAAGCUGCGCGACGUGGUCGACUUUGACCGGGCGCUCGACGACAAGGUGCGCGCCGGCGACGGCACGCUCGAGGUGGCCGUCCGCGAGCUCGAGCGCGACAUGGGCGUCAUGAGGAAGGUGCUGGGCGUGCUCGAGAGCGGGAGCGCGUGGGCGUGGAGCAAG
This is a messenger RNA of Rhodotorula graminis WP1, 3696 nucleotides long. RefSeq lists its product as uncharacterized. The annotation marks the transcript as partial. NCBI's taxonomy places the organism in Eukaryota, Fungi, Basidiomycota, Microbotryomycetes, Sporidiobolales, Sporidiobolaceae. Gene Ontology annotation, cellular component: Sin3-type complex. The transcript is spliced from 8 exons. The record is from RefSeq and is a predicted model, not a curated record.